Pseudophryne corroboree (corroboree frog) is the source of this 769-nucleotide messenger RNA. RefSeq names its product zinc finger protein 8-like. Gene Ontology annotation, molecular function: RNA polymerase II cis-regulatory region sequence-specific DNA binding; DNA-binding transcription factor activity. Lineage: Eukaryota; Metazoa; Chordata; Amphibia; Anura; Myobatrachidae. The record is from RefSeq and is a predicted model, not a curated record. Gene Ontology annotation, biological process: regulation of transcription by RNA polymerase II. The transcript is spliced from 4 exons. The coding region runs from base 8 to 769 and encodes 253 amino acids.
AGAAGAGAUGUAUGUGACUGAUAUAAAGGCAGAAGAUAUAGAGGGAGAAGAAGAGACGUAUGUGACUGAUAUGAAGGCAGAAGAUAUAGAGGAAGAAGAAGAGACAUAUGUGACUGAUAUGAAGGCAGAAGAUAUAGAGGGAGAAGAAGAGACGUAUGUGACUGAUAUGAAGGCAGAAGAUAUAGCGGGAGAAGAAGAGACAUAUGUGACUGAUAUAAAGGCAGAAAAUAUAGAGGGAGAAGAAGAGACGUAUGUGACUGAUAUAAAGGCAGAAGAUAUAGAGGGAGAAGAAGAGACGUAUGUGAGAAGUGAUCAGCAGUGUAAGGAGGAGGAGACCCCUACAGAUAUCAGCACUGCAGAUGGACACACAAGCAGGAAUAUCUCAGAAGGACAUCUAAUGUUAUCUCCGGAUUGUGAAAUAAAAGAUAAUGACAGUAGACAGAAAUCUCCAGGAGAUAACCCCAUUACCCCAAUUAUACAUCUAGCUCUAUCAGCUGAUCCCUCUGAUCCUGGGAAAUGUUCUCUUGAUCACACACAGCCUAUUAACCCACAGAUAAGUAAGGCAGGUGAAAGGCCAUUUCCAUGUUCUGAGUGUGGGAAAUGUUUUCCAUACAAAUCAGAUCUUCGAAAUCAUACAGGUGAGAAACCAUUUCCAUGUUCUGUGUGUGGAAAAGAUUUUACAAACAAAUCGCAUCUUGUUAGACAUCAGAGAAGUCACACAGAAAGUGGUGGGAAUAACUUGAAACACGAAACCCCUUCAAAGGAAUAG